Messenger RNA from Panicum hallii, 1881 nucleotides. RefSeq lists its product as uncharacterized. The record is from RefSeq and is a predicted model, not a curated record. Bases 423 to 1520 code for a protein of 365 amino acids. The transcript has 13 exons. NCBI's taxonomy places the organism in Eukaryota, Viridiplantae, Streptophyta, Magnoliopsida, Poales, Poaceae. Gene Ontology annotation, molecular function: protein binding.
CCUCCUCCCUCGAAGCUGAAAGACGACCGAAUAGAGUUCGAGCUGUGAGCGUGUGAGUACCACUACCACCACUCGCAAGGGGUGAAACUAGUCCGCAUGAUUUUAUUAAGUUGCUGAAUUAAAUCAGAUGGCAUGGUUUCCGCUUCAGGACGCGAUUUCUUAGCCCAGCAGAGCGCUUGCGCACGCAGCAAAUUGUGAGCGCUAGCAAUAGCAGCAAGCGCUUUCUGUUUUACCGGAACCGGGCCGAGCCAAUCUGCUGCUGUCCGCCUGCACUGCACGCGCGCCGCCGCCGGCGUCAUCACUCGCUAGCUGCUGUGCGCGCGCCGCCGUCUCGGCCCUUUGGGGACAAAGGUGGGCAGAGCAAACAGGAAACGAGCAAAAAAAGGACCCCAACGGAUUUCGCUGCGGAAGAGGGGGGAAACAUGCGGCCGACGAUGCUGGCGCCGCGGAGCCUGCGGAAGGCGGCCGUCCCGCCGGCCCUGCUCUCCGACCCGACGCCCGGCAGCCUCCAGCCCACCCGCCUCGCCGUCCACCUCAAUGGCGCCGGCUCCUCCUGCUCCGCCUACCUCGCCUCCGGCUGCCGCGUCUACAAGAUCGAGAUAAGCAUGGAUGGUGCAAUGCUGUCCAAAGGAAAGGAGAGCCUUUUGAUUCCUGAUAAUUCUCAGGUCAUAAACUCGUCAGUUGUGGAUCGCUGCCCGCAUCGUUCUGAGAUUCAGAGUGUAGCUCUUGCAGAGGGCGAAGGUGAUAAUUGCUUGAUCCUGGGAACAGUUGACUCGUAUGGUCAUCUUAUUGUAUCUCGUUUGGACAUCAUGGCUGAUGACAUUGACAGGACAUCCUAUUCAGUACCACCUCGUGAUUGUGGUGUUGGGGAAGGCAGUUGGGCUGGGAUAUGCUUUAGCCCAACUCAGCGAUCCAUGGUAGCUGUUGCUCGUCAGUUGUGCAAGAGCAUUGACAUCUACGAUCAGGACAUUCAUGUUCGCAGUUUACGCGCGUUAUGGUAUCCAUCUUCAUUUAGCUUUGUUCAAUGCUCACCACAAGUUAAUGAAAGCAAUUCUCUGUUGGCUAUUGCUGAAGGUUCUCAGCUGAGCAUCUGGGAUUUAAGAAUGAACAACAAUGGGGGAUGUGUACAGCGCAUUUCUGGAUCCAUUGGAGAUAUUAUAUAUUCUGUCUGUAGUUCGCCUUCAGGGCCAAUUGCUGUUGGUGGAACAGAUCGUGCUGUCACCAUCUAUGAUCCUCGCAGUUUCUUUCUUGUAUGUAGGUGGUCUGCUUUGUCAAGAUGGGUAGGCUGCUCCAAGUAUGAGAUUACAGGCCUUUCAUUCUCAUCAGUUGACCAAUCUUUCAUCUACGUCCAAGGUGUUGACUAUGAGAUUACCUGUGGAAGUUGGAAAGAAAGUGAACGAGCAUUCUCAUUUCGAGGCGAUUCCAAUUGGUUGGGUUUUUCAAAGUGUGCCAAUACUGAUGUGGUGGCAGGUUGGUGCGAGUCCGGUAGUAUCUUCAUUGCUGAUGCUAGGCAGAUGUAGGAGACAAUUACCUCCAUCUGAUCUCCUGGAGCUCCUGAAAGGCCAUCAGGGCAUAACAUUUGCUGUGUUUUUUUCAUUUCUUGAAGACAGUAACUGCCUGGUACGAACAUGAUCCGACUUCCUGAGUCACAAUCAUUCACUAACAUUCCCAAGAGGAAUUGUGCUUAACUCUCUAGUACUGAGUAGCUUGCAAAACUGAUGCUUACCGACCAUUAGAGGUCUUGAAAACCAUGGCGUUUCUUGGGUCAGAUCGAACGCAGCAAAUUGAAUUCAAUAGUCCCCAAAGAGGGUAUUGUGUUGUACGGUAUCACUAGUAAUUUUGUUUUAUUUUACUUAGUAUUUACCUUCCGUUCAUGGAUUA